Colias croceus (clouded yellow) is the source of this 3883-nucleotide messenger RNA. RefSeq lists its product as uncharacterized. Bases 545 to 3781 code for a protein of 1078 amino acids. Gene Ontology annotation, cellular component: plasma membrane. The record is from RefSeq and is a predicted model, not a curated record. Gene Ontology annotation, molecular function: protein binding. The transcript has 14 exons. NCBI's taxonomy places the organism in Eukaryota, Metazoa, Arthropoda, Insecta, Lepidoptera, Pieridae.
CGGAGAGAUGUUGCGUUGCGCGGCGAUGUACCUCGCGAGAGAUGUCAAAAAUUUAAAAAUGUACCAGUUCAAAAAUGUGAUGCGCGCCUGAGAUAUAUACGUAAUCUCCUCCGACGUCAGGCUAAUGUGUGUUGUGUGUAGGAUAAGUUAUAGUGUUCAGCAUUUUAGCAUUUAGUAGGAACGUUGUAGAAUUUUAGGAAUAAAAGUUAAAUUUAAGGUGUUAAAUUGGAUGUAGCGAGGUUAAGUAGCGGGGUCCGACGCGGUUUCAUUAUUGUGUAGCCUGCAUAACCUUGACAUGAAUUUCCCGCGCUAGCGCCGCAACCUUGUUUUCUAAAGCAACCCUCUUGAAAUUGUAACGUGGAAACUAUUAUAAUAAUUGGCAAUAAGUACCACUUUAUGAACGUUAUUACAUCAUAACAAUGUGUGCAGUAGAGACGAGCGACAUAAAUUGCUGGAAAUAAUUAUAUAAACUUAUAAAGUUUGCGGAAAAACUCUUAAAUAAUGACUCCUGUGUGACGGUUUUAAUAACGCAGGUGCCAUCAAAAUGAAAAGAUUAAAAGAUAUCAACACAACGGCAAUGAAAAUUUACAUCCUCAUAAUCUUAAUCAUCCCCCUCACUGAUUGCGAUGUAUUAUCAGAAGCGAAGGAAUCAAACCCGCUGCCAGAGCCUGAACCUCUUCCUGUAUUGCACAGCAACGAUACACGGUGUAGAAUAUCCGAAUACCAGUGCUUUAACAAGAGAUGUGUGCCGAUAAAUAGGUUCUGUGAUGGCAGCAACGACUGUGGGGACGCGUCUGAUGAACCGAGGCAUUGCACGCGUUGCAAUAAAACCUACUACGGCGACAUUGGUAGAACAUACGAGCUUGAGUUACAUCGACCGCGGGAAGAUUUGGUGCCUUAUGUCUGCUUGAUCACCAUCACCGCUGCAGGGGGAAUACAUGGUGAUCUUGUUCAGAUUCUCUUUGAUAGUUUCACCUUGGGCCGCUUCACAUCCUUCACGGAAGACGGGUGUCCUGAUGGUUACAUGCAAAUACAAGAAGCCAGUCGACCACAAGUCGGCGGUUCCUGGUGUGGUACAUCCUGGGGCCCAUCCAUAUACUACAGCGAAACUAAGUCAAUCACAUUAAUCAUAAGACUCCUACAUCUAUCAAAAGAACAGAAUAAUUACAAUUUCGACUUCCGAAUGGCAUACAAAGUUCUGAGAAAAGAAUAUGCAACAGUGCGCUAUGGCGGCACACCACCCUCAGAGCGGCCGUUUUUCAAACUGCGACCCAUGCCAUAUCCCGUAAACAUAUCGCGCGGGGAAGAUACGAACGUCGGGAGAGCUACAAAAACCCCCGAGUAUUACCUCGGGGAUUUGAUUUCUGGGACUUAUUGCUCUCGAAUCUUCAGCGACUGCGAUCGUAAAAACUGUAGGUUACAAUCCCCAAAUUUCCCUGGAGUUUAUCCGAGGAAUUUGACUUGUUACUACGCGGUCCGCCAACACGAAGUGCCUCAAGGAAAACACGCUUUAAUAGUAGUGAAGCAGCCAAAUGGGCAAUUAGUUUCGAUUCGGAGUCAGAAAGCGUUGUAUGCGACUUCACAGCAGGAGAGGGGGAAUAAUGGGAGAGAGUUGAAAUUUUGGCAACAGUGUGAUGAAGUGCAGGAUUACGUGACUGUGUACGAUGGUUAUACAACGAGGGACCCGGUCAUUUUAAGGUUUUGCGGUGGAGGGGUGUCUGUCCCAGAGGCGAUAUCGAGUGGACCGGAGUUAUUGGUGGAAUUCACAACGUCACCCUUUGGAACAUUCCUUCAACCGGCAACUCUACAGUCUUUGCACGGAUUUCAAUUAGAAGUUGAGGUUAGAUUCGUCGAUCAACAGUCGCCGACGUACGCAAAAAAUAAACGAGCCUGCGAAUUCUGGAUUAGAGGGACUGGUCGAGGUGUGCUGGAACACCCUCAGCACUCUCUGCCGCCAAAUACCACCUGCUUAUAUCAUAUGCAGGGGAUAGACACGUCGGGGCCUUCGGGACGGAAUAUUAUCUACAGGCGCCAGUUCUCAGCGCCGAGAUUUAGAGUGUGGUUCUCCGUGUUAAAAUUUUAUGUGACGAACGCGCUUAAUCCGAAUCUGCCUGAGGAUGAGUACUGCGGCAGCCAUUUGAAUAUAUGGGACGGUCCUAUGAGGAUAUCGCCGGGCUGCAGCGAUAUAUUUUGUGAUAAAGAGCGGUCUGUGCAAAUGUCAAGAGCAACCUCACCACAGUCGGUGAUCGUGGGACGACCACCAACCAACGCCACGCUAGUCGCCCGCUUCUGCCGCGAGAGGGCGCCAAGAACAUGCGAACAUGCAUUACUAAGAAAAUCGCGGGCUUGCGCCAGAACCGAGAGUUUUUUAUCCAAAGGGGACUCUCUUACGUUGGAACUGAAGUUGACGCAGGGGACCGCUCUAAAACCAGUAUUUUUCAAAGCCCUUUACGAGUUUGUUGAUCUACAUCAAGAUGGCGAGCCCUGGGGUCGAGGGCCAUGUUCCAGAAGGUUCGCUUCUCGGUCCUUUCCUGAAGCACCUGCAGACCCGCCAGUUACAUUUUCAUCACCAAGAGAUGUGUUCUUAUAUGGGAGGGGUGGCAAUCGUAAUAUUAGCUGCACAUACCGCUUCGAAGCGAACCCAGGAGAAGCAGUCCGUCUCAAGAUCUGGAGCGUCCGCAGCGGUGGAAGGCUAUGUAGAACGGUGCACUCUGCCCACUCGCCUUGGUACCGUUGUGGGGGGGAUCCCACUGCAGCUGUCAGAGUAUUUGAUAGACCGUGGAAGGAUAGUGGACCGGGUGUACUACGGGAUUGCUUGUGCAGUGACGUCAUUGAUUACGAAUUUACGUCAUCAUCUACAGUCGCCGAGUUAAAAUUCGAUGUCGUGAAUAUGAGUGCGUUAGAUGACUUCAGAUCUUUUGGCUUUGAAGCAUCCGUUGAAUUUGUACGGCUGGAGGCUGAGUGUGAAGGAACGCAUAAAGUGCAUGGACCUAGUGGGGAACUGCUGCUGUAUUCUUCUAUGAUAGAUACGGACCGCUGCGACCAACGUCCCUGGCUGAUAGACCCGUCCCCAGGUCGGUACCUUUACAUGAAGAUAGAAGGCAGUAUCAUCAAGGAACCAGAUUUGGACAACUUUACUCUCCUCAACAACAUCACAGUAGCUCCAGACUUGAGACACAUGUGCCUGACGCAAAAUAGAAUAGCAGUGUAUACGGGGGGCUUAACACCGACGUAUAUCUGCCCCUAUCCGCCUCAUAAACAGGAGGAACAAAGUGUAGAAAUAUUCUCAGACGGUUGGAUAAAAGAAGUGGAUCCUCUCGCCCGACAUGUGCUAGCUCCUCCGCCAUCUCCUGAUAGAGUAGAACUAGACUGGCCUAGGUCGCUCAGCGUCGAACUAAUAGCUGUAGAAAGCGGGUCGUAUUACAUCACGUGGUUGGAACUUUCUAGAAGACAUCCCAGCGAGCACGGCGGCGUGUUCGCGCUCUCCGGUGACUGUCAGUACCGCUGCCCGUCCAUAGACGCGUGCAUCUCACCAGCGCUAUGGUGUGACGGGAUCAGCCAGUGUCCCGACGGUGAAGACGAGCGACUCACCCAGUGCUCGCCAUUCAUGAACGCACCGUACCACUAUCUGACGGGCUUCGUUGCGUUCUGUGCUUGUGUCGCGUUCGUUGUUGUAGCAGCAACCCGCAGCUGCCGGCGGCGACGCUCUGCCCUCCAACAGCGCCUCAAAAGCCUCUCCUCAGACACGGCCAUAUUUGACGAGAAAGAAGUGAUUUGCUGACCAAGCGAAGACUCCGUGCGAUACGUGGAAAUAGACAGGGUCACCACUGUGUGACUCUCCACGCGCGGAGUCUUGUUCGUUUGUUGAAUUUGACAGUUAUUG